ACACACACACACCCAAGUGAAGUCACACUCUUUGCUUGCUUUUCCCUCUUUUCUUUUUCCAUCAUUAUUACACUCUGCACUCUUCUGUCAACAAAACCCUACAUUUUCAAAUCUAGGGUUUUGUUUUCUUAAUGCGUUACAGCUAUGACUCCUGAACUACCCACUUUCAUUUUUUUCAGUUUUCUCUCUUCAAUCUAACCUCCUCAAUCUCCUACAUUUCCCCUCUUUCAUGGGUUUUCAAUGUUGCUUCUGUUUCACCUUAAAAAUCCAUUCUUUUUAGAUCCCCUUUGUGUUUUCUCUGCAUAUUGUUACAAAAUCUAGUCUUUUCUUUUCAUCACUGUCAAAAGUUCAUUUUUUUCAUCUGGGUUCUUAGUUUAAGUGUUAAAAAAAAUUGGGGUUGAAGAGGGAUAGUUAGUGUUUUAGUGUAUUUAUCAAAGUUAAGAUUUUUUCUUAGUUAAUGCAUGGAUGAUAGAGAAGCUAUGGCAUUCUCUGAUGGGUCAGGUUCAUAUUACAUGCAUAGAGGAGGAGGGGUUGGUGGGUCAGGUAGUGGAGGAGUGUUUCAACAGACACCUCCUGGGUUUAGAGCUUUUUCUAAUGCUCAUGGUGGUUCUGAUGGUUCUGCAUAUUCAGUAGAGGUUCAACAUGGUAGUUUUAGUCAUGGUGGUGGUGUUAGCAAUAGCAUAGGUUCAGCUUCUGGUGCUGUAGUGUCUUAUUCAGGUGAGCAGCCUGUGAAAAAGAAAAGAGGGAGGCCUAGAAAGUAUGGUCCUGAUGUACCUGUUUCUUUGAGACUCUCUCCUAUGUCUGCAACUGCUAAUUCCACUCCUGAUUCGGAGAAACGGCCGAGAGGGCGCCCUCUUGGAAGUGGAAGGAAGCAACAACUAGCUUCUCUAGGUGAAUGGAUGAACACUUCUGCUGGACAGGCUUUUUCACCCCAUGUUAUCACGAUUGGAGUUCAGGAGGACAUUGUAGCAAAGCUGUUGGCGGUUUCACAACAUAGACCACGCGCUUUAUGCAUCUUAUCGGGAACUGGGACUGUAUCUUCAGUCACUCUGCGCCAGCCUGCUUCUACUAGUGUCAGUGUUACAUAUGAGGGGCGAUUCCAAAUAUUAUGCUUAUCUGGUUCUUACUUGGUUGCUGAAGAUGGUGGACCUCAAAAUAGAACUGGUGGCAUUAGUGUUUCCCUUUCUAGUCCGGAUGGUCAUGUUAUCGGUGGUGGUGUUGCUAGGCUUAUUGCUGCAAGCCCUGUCCAGGUGGUACUUUGCAGUUUUGUAUAUGGUGGCUCUAAGCCGAAGACAGCAAAACAAGGGACGACUACAAAAGAUGACGAUGAUUCAGAGCCUCAGAGUAGUGACAAAUUAGCUUCUCCGGGAAGUGCACCACCUAAUCAAAACUACACAGCUUCUGGAACAGAAAUGUGGCUUGGAUCGAGGUCAGGAGAUGUGAAAAAUGCACAUCACACUGGUAUUGACUUGAUGCAUGGGUGAAAGUUUAUUCAAGAAGAGAUAUUGUUGUAAUUACAUUUAUCUGUUGUAAAUCAACUGAAUUUGUGAGCAUUGUGACUCUACUUGUUAGCACUAACAUGUGGUGUAACAAAUUAAUGAAUCAUUUUAGGGGCAAGUAACAAUCUUGACUUGUGCAAAGAAAAAAAUGUUUAGGUUAAAUAGAGGCUAGUUCUUUCCGAUUAUUAAUGCUUAUCUUGACUCAUCAAACUAGUCAGAUUAUUAAUGAAGGUUGAUUUGUUUGAA
This is a messenger RNA of Trifolium pratense (red clover), 1745 nucleotides long. Its product is annotated as AT-hook motif nuclear-localized protein 5-like. Gene Ontology annotation, molecular function: minor groove of adenine-thymine-rich DNA binding. The transcript is spliced from 5 exons. The coding region runs from base 462 to 1484 and encodes 340 amino acids. The record is from RefSeq and is a predicted model, not a curated record. NCBI's taxonomy places the organism in Eukaryota, Viridiplantae, Streptophyta, Magnoliopsida, Fabales, Fabaceae.